Molecule: messenger RNA, 591 nt
Organism: Miscanthus lutarioriparius
Lineage: Eukaryota; Viridiplantae; Streptophyta; Magnoliopsida; Poales; Poaceae
Source: the annotation of a GenBank genome assembly
AUGGCGGAGCAUGACCUCACGGCGCUGAUGGCAGCGCAGCUGGACCGGCACCUGGUGUUCCCGCUGCUGGAGUUCCUCCAGGAGCGACAGCUCUACUCGGAGCCCGAGUUCCCGGAGGCCAAGAUCCGCCUCCUCAGUGGCACCAACACGGUCGACUAUGCCAUGGACAUCCACAAGUCCCUCCAUGGCACCGACGACGUCCCCGAGGACAUGGUCAAGCGCCGCGCCGAGGUCGUCUCUAGGCUCAGGUCGCUCGAGGAGGCCACCGCCCCGCUCGUCGCCUUCCUCCAGAAUCCACAGCUCGUGCAGGAGCUCAGGCCUGACAAACAGUACAACAUCCACAUGCUCCAGGAGCGGUACCAGUUUGAUCCAGCAAAACUGAAGAAACUUCACCCAAGUUUCAAGGAGAAUGGUGGUACCGUUACAGGGGCUUGUGAUGGGGCUGCUGCAUUAGUUUUGGUGAGUGGGCAGAAGGCUCAAGAGCUUGGCCUACAAGUCCUUGCAAGGAUCAGAGGAUAUGCAGAUGCAGCUCAAUGUGUAAAUAGGAACUUAGGUAACCCUGCAAAUCCAAGCUUUGACAUUGAUACUUGA